Messenger RNA from Triticum dicoccoides, 1456 nucleotides. RefSeq names its product putative UPF0481 protein At3g02645. NCBI's taxonomy places the organism in Eukaryota, Viridiplantae, Streptophyta, Magnoliopsida, Poales, Poaceae. The record is from RefSeq and is a predicted model, not a curated record. The coding region runs from base 1 to 1293 and encodes 430 amino acids. The transcript is spliced from 2 exons.
AUGGCGAUGGGACAGGAGUGGGUGAGCGUGACUGGCGAGGAGAAGCAUCUCUCUAGCUGGGUGGUGGACGUGGAGAAGAUGCUGGCAGAUGACAAUGCAGGCAGCAGGAGCAUGGAGGAACAACGAUGGAAGGCGCAAUCCAUCUACCUGGUUCCGGAGUGGCUCAAGGGCACCAACAGCAAGGCGUACCAGCCGCAGCUGGUGUCUCUGGGCCCCUUCCACCAUGGCGACCCCAUCCUGCUGCCCAUGGAGGAGCACAAGCGCCGCGCGUUGGUGCACCUCAUCAAGCGGAGCGAGAGUCCGCUCCAGGAUUUCAUCUCUGCCAUCGAUGACGUGGCCGAGGAGCUCCAGGCAGCAUACGGCAAGGACCUCCAUGUCAAAUGGCGGAACGACAGGCGGAGCUUUGUCGACAUGAUGCUCACGGACGGCUGCUUCCUGCUGGAGUUUAUUUGCCAUCCUUUCUCGGAUUACGAGUGGCAUGAUCCCGUCUUCAGCAGGAACGGCAGAUUUCAAAUAGGCAAUACUAUCUGGUCGGACAUGCUACUAAUUGAGAAUCAGUUGCCUCUGCUUGUUCUCAAGAAGAUCUUGGGACUUCUACAUCCUCUCUAUCUGCAGGUACUCCACUUCACUACAGUUGUUUCCAAUCCCAUUACAAUGCUACAUAAAUUUCUGAUUAUUUUUUUGCUACUCUAUCGUGCAAGCCUCACCUACAACGAAGAUACCAAAGAACCGAAGGACUACAAGUAUGAAGCAAUGCCCUCAGCGUUGGAAAUCCACCAGGCUGGAAUCAAAUUCAGGAAGAGUGAGAGGAACAACCUGCUGGACAUUAACUUCAAGGGCGGCGUGCUGACUUUGCCAGAGAUCGACAUGACCGACGAAACUGAGUGCGUGUGCCUCAACCUGAUGGCAUUCGAGCGGCUGCAUUUCGAUGUUACCGACCUCGUGACGGCCUAUGUGUUGUUCAUGGAUGACAUGAUCAUCUCGGCCAAGGACGUGGCGCUGCUGAGGUCCAGUGGGAUCCUCAAAAAUUUUCUAGGUUGCGACAAGAAGGUGGCGAAACUGUUUAACGGUACACUGAAUAGAGGCCAACUUCUUGGCGGAGGGCAUGCUCUCCAUACUGUGGUGUCAAAGGUGAAUGCCUACCGUAGCGAGCCAUGGCACGAGUGGCGGGCCACCCUAAUGAGUACCUACUUCAGAAACCCCUGGGCAUUCAUCUCCCUCGCAGCAGCCACCAUUCUACUCAUUGCUACCCUGUUGCAGACCGCAUACGCCGUCAUGCCCAACAAGUCGUGAGACCACAAGCUUCCUUAAAAUAUCACAUCUGCAAAACAGUUCAUAUCCAUGGUGAUCUCUAAUGUUUAUGUAUGUGUUAAAUAAUGUUCUUUUUUCAUUUUUAUUGGUUUUGUUCAGGCGGUAGAUAUGGCUCAUUUGUUAGAAACAAACAAUGGCUGUAUUC